UACUCUUCUUUCUUUCCCUGGUUCGUGAUUUUCACCACUCUUCACAUUCGGCUCGUAUAUGUCAACAUGGUGCCGAGAGCGACGGCUUAAGGGAACAUCUCACGGACGGAUUUCACCACCCGCUACCCAAAUCGGCUUAACCCAACACAUCCCUCAUCAUCACUUCAAGUGCAUCUACCACUCUAAACUCGGCAAAUCGUCCUCUGUAGAGUCCUUAAACACGGUCAGCACCCGACAUGCCCCUCCAAUGCCCGAUAACUCGCCCCUCCAUGCCUGCAUCGCGCCUCGUUCGGAAGCGAAUUGGAGAGAAUGGUGUCCACCCUCCCUGUAGUGAAGAGCAUCAUCUGCCUUCUCUGUACGCUCUAUUUCACUUACGGGUUUUCUCGCAUACGGGUUGAACGAUCUACGUCAACAUACAUUGUGGUAGUGCAACAGAUAUGGGCAAUGAAUACCGUUUAUGCUUCUAGAGGACCAUAUAUUCAACUGCAUCGCACACCACAAAAACACCUUGCUGAGACUUGUUACGUUAAACUGACGCGCAUCCGCCCGCCCGCAAUAUCCCACUGGACGUACUGUAGAUCUAGAGCGUGAAGGAGAGAUGGAACCUAUCUGCUGCCCUCAACCACUCCAUGUAUUAUGCACUCUAUAAAAUG
Molecule: messenger RNA, 653 nt
Organism: Fimicolochytrium jonesii
Lineage: Eukaryota; Fungi; Chytridiomycota; Chytridiomycetes; Spizellomycetales; Powellomycetaceae
Exons: 2
Coding region: 310-591 (93 amino acids)
Source: RefSeq, a predicted model, not a curated record